Molecule: messenger RNA, 2146 nt
Organism: Lucilia cuprina (Australian sheep blowfly)
Lineage: Eukaryota; Metazoa; Arthropoda; Insecta; Diptera; Calliphoridae
Gene: RpA-70
Product: replication protein A 70 kDa DNA-binding subunit
Exons: 6
Coding region: 198-1997 (599 amino acids)
Biological process (GO): DNA recombination; DNA repair; DNA replication
Cellular component (GO): nucleus
Molecular function (GO): DNA binding
Source: RefSeq, a predicted model, not a curated record
UCUUUGAUUCCCGCCUGAUUUAAUUUGUCGCAAUUUUUCACGCAUUCUGCAACAAACCACCAAACAAAAAAUAAUUGUGAAAUUUCGGAAAAUAAUUUGAGAAAAGUUUUUUUAUCAUUAAUUAAAAUACAAAUUUGUCAAACUAACUGAAAGUAAUUCUAUUAUAUUUUGCUGAAAACUUUAUCAGUUAAACAAAAAUGCCCGGCAUUGCAUCUCUCUCGAAAGGCGUCAUUCCUCGCAUUAUGGCUGGGGAAGAGGUCGAUUCUCCUGUCCUACAAAUUCUUUGUGCCAAACGUAUCCGGGACUCAGACCGCUUGCGUCUUUUAAUUUCAGACAGCCAAUAUUUCAAUAGCUUUGCGAUGCUGGCGUCGCAAUUGAAUGCCACAUUUGGUGAUGGCAAACUUAAAGAUAACUCCAUUGUAAGAGUUGACAAGUAUAUCACGUCGGUUGUUAAUAAAAGUGAUGCCGGAAAACGUGUUCUUAUAAUUUUGGAGAUGACUGUUUUAAAUCCUGGUGAUCAAGUACAGCAAAAAAUUGGCGAACCUGUCUCUUACACAGAAGCUUCACAGGAAACUUCAGCACCAAAACCAGCAGCAGCAGCACCGGCACCAGUCGCCAAAAAAGAAAGCUACUCCAAUCACAACAAUAACAAUACUAUGAAUCAAACUUUAAAUUCAGGCUUAACACAUCCCAUUGCAAGUUUGAGUCCUUACCAAAAUAAAUGGGUCAUAAAGGCUCGAGUUAUGUCGAAAUCACCAAUACGUACUUGGAGCAAUGCUAAAGGGGAGGGAAAAUUAUUUAGCAUUGAUUUAAUGGAUGAUUCUGGUGAGAUACGUGCUACCGCAUUUCGCGAACAAGUCGAUAAGUACUAUGAAUUUAUGGAAGUCGAUAAGGUGUAUUUUAUUUCCAAAUGCCAACUCAAGCCGGCAAAUAAACAAUAUUCAACACUUAAAAAUGAUUAUGAAAUGACUUUUACAAAUGAUACCGUUGUACAAGCAUGUGAAGAUGAUGACGGUUCUGGUAUACCAGAGAUUAAGUACGACUUUGUUCCAAUAUCUCAAGUGGCUAAUUUAGAACCAAAAGCUGCAGUUGAUUGCAUUGGUGUAUGCAAAGAAGUUGGUGAACUACAAGUCUUUACUUCAAAGAACACCAAUAAGGAAUUUAAAAAGCGUGAUUUGCUCCUAGUUGAUACCAGUGAUGCUUCGGUAUCAUUGACCAUAUGGGGUGAUGAUGCCGUCAAUUUUGAUGGUCAUGUUCAGCCUGUUAUCCUCGUAAAAGGAGCCAGAGUCAGUGAAUUUAAUGGCGGCAAAACUUUAAGUUUGGGCAAUGGUUCCGUUAUGAAGAUAAACCCGGAUAUUCCAGAAUGUCAUAAAUUGCGUGGAUGGUUUGAUAAUGGCGGUGGUGAAAACAUCGUAACAUCUAUUUCGGCCAGAACUGGAGCUGGAGGUGGAGGCUAUAACACUGAAUGGCGUACAUUCCAUGAAGCUCGUGAUUUAGGAACAGGCGAUAAGCCGGACUAUUUCCAAACUAAAGCAGUUGUUCAUCUUAUUAAAAGCCAAAACGCUUACUACAAAGCUUGUCCUCAAGCCGAAUGUAAUAAAAAAGUUGUGGAUGAAAACAAUGGUCAUUAUCGUUGUGAAAAAUGCAAUGCUGUAUUUCCCAACUUUAAAUACAGACUUUUGGUUAAUAUGAGCAUUGGUGAUUGGACUUCAAAUCGAUGGGUCACAUGUUUCAGUGACUUGGCUGAACAGCUCUUGGGACGUUCUGCUCAGGAAAUUGGUGAUGCAAUGGAUAAUAAUCCUACCGAAGCAGAAGAAAUCUUCAGUUCCAUAAAUUUCCAUUCCUACACAUUCAAAUUACGCUCAAAAGUUGAAACAUAUGGAGAUAUGUCUCGCAACAAAUUGACAGUUCAGUCGGCCACGCCCAUUAACUACAAGGAAUAUAACAAAUACUUAAUAAAUAAUUUAAAAGAAUUAACCGGUAUAAAUAAGGCCUAAUUUUAAGUAUUUUUUUAUUAUUAAUUAUAUGUUUGUAACUUUAAUAUUUUGAUGAAAUUUCAUGUAAUUUUUAUGUUUGUUAUAUUAUAUUACUCUAUACGGAAAUUAUCACAUUACUAAAAUAAAUACAUAUAUAUUUAGAAAUUUAA